This is a messenger RNA of Chara braunii, 1169 nucleotides long. The record is from the annotation of a GenBank genome assembly. Lineage: Eukaryota; Viridiplantae; Streptophyta; Charophyceae; Charales; Characeae.
GUGGGGGAGUAUUUGAUGGAGGGGGUUUCGGAGGUGUCGCGAGGAAAAUGUUGUGAGAGGAUGGCUCCAAUGGCGAAUUCGGAUGCGUCAAUGGUCACGUAGAAAUGUCGAGAGGGGUCGACGAUCUUGAGGAUGGGGGCCGUGGUGAUGGUUUGUUUGAGGAAGUCGAAGGCGUUUUGGUGGCGGUCGUUCCAAUUGAAGAGCUCGUCCUUGCGUAUGAGUUCGUGAAGUGGGUAAGAGAUGUCGGAGAAGCUGCGGAUGAAGGGACGGUAUUCUACGUUAGAGGCAGCAAAGGUGCAUUUGCUGAGCUUGGCGUAAAAUUUUUGCUCUCUGAGGAUGGAGAGGACUUCGCGAAGGUGCUGAAGGUGAGACUCGAAGGUGGGGCUAUAGACAAGGGCAUCAUCAAGGUAGACGGCGACACAUACUUCGAGGAGGUCGAUGAAGAUGUGAUUCAUGAUGGAUUGGAAUGUGGCCGGGGCGUUGGUGGGGUGGGGUGGGUGGAAGUGAUAGUAAAUGGAGUCGAGACAGGUUUUGACUGGGGCAGAACGGUCGAUGACUCUGUGACGGCGGGGGUUGUCGUUGUGGGUGGUGGGGUGACCAUGGUGGAGGUGGUGGUGGAUGAAGGCGGGGGUGUGGAAGACGUACUAGCAGAGAGGGCGGUGGAUGCGGAGGCGGAGGAUGGAGGAAGGGUGGUGGCACCCGAGAUGGUGGAGAUAGAUGUUUUAAUGUCGGCGAUGGAUGAGUGGAUGGAUGUCACCAUGCGGAGGAGUGUCGCGAGAUCAAUGGCAGCAUCGGGUGUUGGUGUUUGCCCGCCUGCAAGGUUGCGGGCGAUGUCGUCGACGGAGUCGGUGCGGAUGUCGGACAUAUCAAUGCUGGAUGAUUGGGCCAUGGUGGGGGAGGAAGCGAUGGUAGCGGCGGCUGAGGAGUUAGCAGCAGAUGAGGUGGAGGCGGCGGCAGCAGAGGCCGCAUCGGCCGCUGCGCGUUGAGAGUUCGUGGUUGUGCGUGUCAUGCCCGGGGGGCAGUUCCUCUUUACAAGGGUAGGGUAACAUCAAUUGAUUUAGCGAUGAAGGUGAAAAACUAAUUUGAAUUUAUUAGAAAUUAAUUUUGAAUAAACUAAUUUCAAGGGUAGGGUAACAUCAAUUAAUUUUGAAUAAACUAGUUUGAAUUUA